Molecule: messenger RNA, 1815 nt
Organism: Peronospora farinosa
Lineage: Eukaryota; Oomycota; Peronosporomycetes; Peronosporales; Peronosporaceae
Source: the annotation of a GenBank genome assembly
AUGUUGGAGUACGAUAAUUCAGCUUUCUACUACUUCUCCGUAUCACUCUGCGCUCUGUAUGUCGUGCCCGUGACUUUCUUAUCGCUACGUCGUAUUUUCUAUGGCGUUUUCUUGAAGGAUCGACUUCUCGACAAGAGUCACGUGCGCUGUGACCGUGAAUUGCGAAAGCUCAAGCAACUACAGGCUGAAAAGACGGCCUUUCGCAAUGUUUUCUCGCUUCCCUUCGUACUUAAUCUGCUAGUGCUUGCCGCCGUCUGGUACGGACUCGUACGUAUGUCGAUGCUACUUAAGGACGACUCGGAGAUCAAAUCAUUCGACCCGUUUGCUAUCCUCGGCAUCUCCACAGGCGUCACAGAGCGUGAGAUUAAACGUGCCUAUCGUAAAAUGAGUCUCCUUUACCAUCCGGAUAAGAAUCACGGCGAUGCUGUGGCUGAGCAAAAGUUCAUGCUCGUAGCUAAGGCCUACGAAGCACUUACGGAUGAGGUGGCCAAGGCAAAUUAUGAAAAGUUUGGCAACCCGGACGGACGUCAGGCCAUGCAGCUAUCUAUUGGCCUUCCUACCUUUUUGCUGGACCCUGCUAACCACAAUCUAGUGCUUUUUCUAUAUCUGAUUAUUCUCGUCGUUGCAAUCCCGAGCUGCGUCGCUUUAUGGUACUCGCACUCGAAGAAGUAUGGAGACAGCAUGAUCAUGUACGAUACGUACGGCUUUUACAACUUUGCCAUGUCGCAGCACUCGCAUCCGCGGACGUUGCCGGAGAUUUUGGCAGGCUCGGCUGAAUUUCGCGAGAUUCCGCGACACUCAACGGACGAGGUGGAGCUGAAUGCGUUGUCGAAGAAGUUCAAGCAGAUGGAAAUGAUGGCCAAGCCCAAGUUCAACCACCCUGCUAUCAUUAAGGCCAACUUGCUCCUACAUGCGCACUUUCUGCGUGAAAAGCUGAGCCCCACGCUGCAGAAAGACCUCCACGCGAUGCUGAAGAAAUCUAUUCAGCUGGUGGACGGAAUGUUGGAGAUUUCGGUCAUGAAGUCUUGGCUGCAGACCACACUCAAUCUAAUGGAGAUGCAGCAGUUCUUGACACAGGGACUCUGGUUCAAGGACCCGCCUUUCCUGCAAUUGCCGCACCUGACAGAGUCGGAGGUCAAGCACAUUGUCACAGGCAAGAGCGCUGUGCGUAGCAUGCACCAAUACAUUGCUAUGAAGCCGGAAGAACGUAAGGGGCUGGUCGAUUUGUCGGAGGAGAACCGCGCCGAAGUGAACAAAGUGCUAGAGAUGAUGCCUAACAUGGAGCUGCAGAUUUCGAUAGCUGUUGACGAUGAAGAGUUUAUUGCUGAGGGUGACAUUAUGACGGUCACUGUCAAGCUUACCCGUAAGAACGUGAAGGAAGGCGACACGUGCGACCUGGUGUACGCUCCGCGAUUCCCGUACCCGAAGAUGGAGCGCUGGUACUGCGUGGUGGGCGAUACGAAGAUGAACCAUCUUCACUCUUUUGCUAAAAUGACAUCACAAGAGCAUGUGUUUGAGCAGAAGCUGCAGCUGCAGGCCCCACCAAAGGCUGGCACCUACCAGCUGGAUAUUUUUGUUAAGAGUGACUCAUACGUCGGCAUGGACUUGCGCGCUGUUGCUAAGUUUAACGUUGCCCCUGCAUCCACUCUUCCGGUUUAUCAGCCGCACCCAGAGGAUUUGGAAUUAGAUAACGAGCCCACACUGUUUGAGCAGGUGAUGAACGCUGCGGACUCGAGUGAUAGCGAGAAAGAGGAUGAGGACUUGGAGCAGGAUGAAAGUGAAAAGGAGACUAAGGAGAGUAAGAAGGAAAAAUAG